UGGCGGGUGAAGCGGAGGUGAGAAGUCGGCUUCAAAGGGUGAGGUUUGCGGGAGCUCGCGCCGCCGCUUGAAGAGCCAAUCGGCGUCUCUCCUGCGGCUGCUGACCCAAUUCUGCCGCUUGCGAAUUUGUUCCGCUUUUGGCUCAUGUUUUUUUGUCGCGAUCUUUCAUCGCUAUAUCUACAUAUUAUUGCACGAUACAUUAAGAAAAAGAGUUUCCGAGUCUGUCUAGUUUCGGCAAAUCUUCCGUCACAACCUCGUCAUGGCCGGCUCACCUGCGACUGGCUCCAAGCCAGAGAAGACAAUGUCUUCACGUCUUCUCACGAUGAAAUUUAUGCAACGAUCCGCCGCUACAGCUGCCGCUAAAGAAUCGUCUCAGCCGCCUUCCACCGAAGGUUCAAACACUCCUACCCCCAAACGCCAAAGAUUCGCACCCGGUGAACAAUCUUAUAGCCCGGCAGCUACACCUUCGAAGGAUCUUGAGGCUAUCUCGGCCGCUCUUGCGGCGGAAGAAGAGAAACGUCGGGAAGCUAUUGCGCGUCAGGCUGCGGAAUCAGGUGAAACAGAAUGGGUGAUUGAUUUUGCUGAAGACCCUGUGCACCAAUAUGCCCCGCCGCCCUUCAUUGUUGCCAAUGGUUCUCUCGACGCUGAUGAUGACGAUGACUUGGCAUAUGGAGGGAGACAGACGUAUGGUAACUUCAAACGGAAGAAGAAGACUGAGACGCGCAACACGGGCGGUGAUGAGUCUGGUUCUGAGGAGGACGAGGAUGAAGACGAAGAUGAUGUCGAGUCUAUGAUCAACAAAGCCAAAGCAAAGGCGUCGAAACAACCUCCGAAGGUCAAGCUCUCGAAAUUAACGAGCAUCUCUGGUGGACGUCAAGGCUCUGUUGGAGGCAACAAGUCUCAGAAGAAGCGCAAACACAAAUAAAGUAGUUCGGUCUAAGAAUUAUUCGCCAUCCUGCAGGACAACACGGUGAUAUUGCCCACGGGCUUCUCGCCAGCCUCAUCUGCCCCAUAUCGCCACAGCGUGCGGCGUCUUCAUCAACAGGGGUACCACCGAUUUCUUCGGAGCAGAUUGCGACGAGAGAUUUCCAGCACAUAUAUUCUGCGCUUUCCUCUGUUUCUCUUUGGUGCGCUUUGCUUCCCAGCAACGUCGGAGCCGAACUAUCUGCGCGGAACCCGAUGCUGCUUACCACCACUGGUGCUGCGCCGCUUUAUAUAAGGACUCCCUUCCGCUUAUGGGCGUCGUUUCUUACAAAGCCGACAUCGAAAGUAUGGUUUUUGAUGGUGAGCUCCUCGACAUCGAGCAAGAAAGACUCACUUAGGCGUCUGUCGUGGCUCUGCUGGCUGUCGUCAUGAGAGACCAGAAUGUGCGGCCUCGUGAUCUAUUUCUAUCAGCCAUGUCUAAAAACUGAGAUGACGGCAUAGUUAGAUUCCUUCAAUAGUCCCGGAAAUCAAGAUUUGAAUUCAACAUGAAUUCACGAAGCUGAGCCGACAAGAUCACUCACGUUCAAGACCCAGCCACAUGAAUAUUU
Aspergillus pseudonomiae is the source of this 1532-nucleotide messenger RNA. RefSeq lists its product as uncharacterized. NCBI's taxonomy places the organism in Eukaryota, Fungi, Ascomycota, Eurotiomycetes, Eurotiales, Aspergillaceae. The transcript is spliced from 3 exons. The record is from RefSeq and is a predicted model, not a curated record. Bases 260 to 925 code for a protein of 221 amino acids.